Messenger RNA from Coffea arabica (coffee), 1864 nucleotides. Its product is annotated as protein SCO1 homolog 1, mitochondrial. Gene Ontology annotation, cellular component: mitochondrial inner membrane. Gene Ontology annotation, biological process: mitochondrial respiratory chain complex IV assembly; intracellular copper ion homeostasis. The record is from RefSeq and is a predicted model, not a curated record. Lineage: Eukaryota; Viridiplantae; Streptophyta; Magnoliopsida; Gentianales; Rubiaceae. Gene Ontology annotation, molecular function: copper chaperone activity; copper ion binding.
AUAUGCAAUAUUGCAUAGUGCCGUGACUGCCGUCACCCAGGGCUUUCACAGCACUAACACUCCCAAGUCCCAAGUCCCAAUUCCCAAAUCGAAGCUGCUCUCUGCCUCUCCGGCCUCCGCCAGUCCGCCGCGCUCUACGUCUCCUGUCGGCUGUGUCCUGCCGUGCUGGUUCAUCGCUGCCGGGUGUCGAAGACGAAGCACCAAGAUCUCACUAGUUCAUCGCUGGUUCAUCACUGCUCAUCUCUGGCUCACUUAGGAUACAAGUGUAGGAGUAGCAGUAGAUCCAGAAAGCUUCGAGAGCUCAGUAUCAAGUGAUAUCACAUAGUAUUUUAUUGGAUCAAGAAAACCAUAUGGCCAGUGCAAUUUCAAGAAACCACCGCCUUCGCUAUAUAUAUUGCUCUUUCUCCUCUAACUACAGCUUGUUAAACCGAUGCCAUUCAACUUCAUCAUCAAGGAGUCCUCUGCUACAGCUUUAUAAUAAUAGCGGCCUCGAAAAUCUCCAUCAUCAGUCCCAACUUCUAUCUUCAUCGGAUUUUGGAAGGGUUCAAUAUGGAAUGUUUCCAUCAUGGACAUCAAAGCAUAGGUUUCUUUGCACCACUACUACUAAUGUGAAUAAAUCAAGUAAUUCUGCUGGACCUUCAGAUGCUAGUUCAGAUGCUGGAAAAAGCAAAACCUCAAGUGGCGGCUCUCAAAAGACUACCGAGCAAGGGAAGCCAAUUCGAGGCUCGCCGGUUUCAUGGAUGAGCUUUUUCUUACUUCUUGCUACUGGAGCAGUAUUAGUUUGGUAUUAUGACCGGGAAAAGAAGCGACAUAUUGAAGGAAUCAAUAGUGCUUCUAAGACAGUAAAGGAGGGGCCUUCUGCAGGGAAAGCUGCAAUUGGGGGUCCAUUCAACCUUGUGGAUCAUACUGGGAAGUCUGUGACUGAGAAAAAUUUCUUUGGGAAUUGGAAUCUAAUAUAUUUUGGAUUCACACAUUGUCCGGAUAUAUGCCCAGAUGAACUACAAAAGCUUGCUGCUGCAGUGGAUAAAAUAAAAGAAAAAUCUGGAAUUCAAGUUGUCCCAGUGUUCAUCUCAGUUGAUCCUGAAAGAGAUACAGUUGAGCAAGUUCGGGAAUAUGUUAAAGAAUUCCAUCCAAAUUUAAUUGGGCUUACUGGUAAUGCGGAUGAGAUAAAAAAGGCUGCACGUGCAUAUCGAGUUUAUUAUAUGAAGACAGAAGAGGAAGGUUCAGACUAUCUUGUUGACCACUCAAUUGUCAUAUAUCUCAUGGAUCCCAAAAUGGAGUUUGUCAAAUUUUUCGGCAAGAACACUGAUGCUGAUUUACUUGCAGAAGAUGUAAUUAAUGAGAUAAAGCAACGGAAAAAAGUGGGAGCAUGAUACUACGAAGUUUUGAGGAGAAACUUUUGACUUACUGGAUGUAAUACAUCAAUUUUGAUGGGGUAUUUCUGGCUUUUUCCAGGUUUGAGGUGGGAUGAGAAGAUUUCAUUUACAGACUUUUCAUGGCUUAUCGAAGGCUGAAUUAACUUGGUGCUGAGAAGAAUGAAAAUCAUUUUUCCUUUCUGUUCUAACCUGAAAUAACAAACAGCUGCAUAUUGUCAGAGUUUAUACCGAAAGAUAAUUUUUUUCCAUACACGUGCUAAGCUUUCCUCAGAGUGAUCCCUGUGGGUGAUUUUCUGCUAUUGGCAAUAUAUCGUUCUGUGUAAAUCACUGCUCUCAGUACCAGAAGACGGGCGUGUCUCACAGUUGCAAGUCUGCAACUGUGCAGGACUUGCUGUCACAUUGUAAUGUAUUAGCCCCGUAAAUAAGAGAAUAUGUUCAUGACCAAAAGAUCUUAAAGUCAAUCCUUAAAUAUAAAGUUAAUUUUUUCU